This is a messenger RNA of Patiria miniata (bat star), 1481 nucleotides long. RefSeq lists its product as uncharacterized. The transcript is spliced from 3 exons. Bases 464 to 952 code for a protein of 162 amino acids. The record is from RefSeq and is a predicted model, not a curated record. Lineage: Eukaryota; Metazoa; Echinodermata; Asteroidea; Valvatida; Asterinidae.
UUAAGCUCAAGCCCCCUCCUCUGGCACAAAAAUCUCGGAAUUCGACACCAGGAUCCACAACUGAACAAGGAACUAAUACCGGCAACGCAAGAACGUGGGCGGAUAAAGCAACAGGACAACGGAAAUAUGCUCUCCGAUUUCAAUGGAUUUAUUUAUGUGUCACGAACUCAGUUCACAAUUUUCACUUACGCGGAAGUUCAAAAUUGCACUUCAAUAUAAAAGACCAGGAUCUCUCAGUCACCCCGUCUGUUUUGGAGAGUUUUUACUAGCCGAAAAAUCAAUCGACUUUCCAAGUUAUAAAACUGCUCACAAGUGUUUUAAUUAAGGAGGAGCUAAUAACUUCGGACUGUAUUCAAGAAAUCAACGGAGUCGACGUCAACCUAUACAAAAACGUGAACACUUUUGAGGAAGUGUUUUUGUUGGUACAUCAAGUUCAAGCUGACAGCAACAAUCCACAAACAAAAUGGCCUCAUGCUAUGCUCGGAUUGUAGUCGGUCUUCUCGUACUGUUUCUUAUUUCGAAUUUGCAGGAAACGAGUGCCGCCAGAGCAAGAGGCGGUUCGAGGUUCAGGUCGCGGAGCUCUGGGACGACAACCCGUAGAACCGUCUACACGUACACCAGUUACUCGCAAGGAGGUCUGGCAUACUGGAAGAUAAUCCUGAUCGUUUCCGGAGUUCUCUUCGCCAUGGCCCUCUUCUUCACCUGUUUCCGCCUGUGGAGCGCAUAUUCCAGGCGUCGGGAGAGGGAUCUCCGGUCACGUGAGGCCCCUCGAUUCGAGAACCCGAUCUACCGAGUCCAUCGGCCUGAGGGGUUCGAAGAUGAAACGCCCCCUGGCGGUGAGGAUGGCGUCGGCGACGGUUUAUCAGACAAGAACAUCGCAGCAGCGCCCCCACCGCCGUACGACGAGGCGGUCAAAGCCGAUGAGGGCGCUGUUGACGAGAAGUUGGACUAAAAUGAGGGCGUAAUCACUCGCCCAGCUUCUAUUGAACGAUUGCAGGAGCUAUACGAAGGAACAUAUUGACAAUAUUAUAUGUCGCAGUAGCCAAUAAGCCUCCAUGACGUCGCACUUUGUUUACAUGUGCACUUUUCUAUGGAGCCAGUGGGGGUCCACGGUCCAGUGAGCACCAUAGGAAAGCACACACGUAAACAAAGUGUGACGUCAUUAUUACAGAGGCAAAUUUCGGACGAGGCCUGUUAGUCUCGCGACCUUCAAAAGGUCACACAUAUAGCGGCCAUUUUGAAUUACAGUACAGUAAAAUUUGACAGCAUAUUGACAGUGUUAUAUUAUUUGUUUUGUAAAGAAGUUUUGCAUUUCAAUCACUGUCAAAUUAUGCAGCUAAACCAAGGGACAAUAUUGUACUUCGUGAAAAAAAUAUUGUACUUCGAUAAUCUUCGCUCAGCAAAUGUAAGUGCUGGAAUAAGGCCAAAAAAAAAAUAAGUCGGUCUCUGGUCAGCGCGCGUCGAUUUUAAUCAUGCGCGUC